AUGGCUGAUGGUAAUGAUGGGUACUCGCUCUACAACUACAAGCCAAGUGUAGCGGCUAGUGUUGUUUUUGCAUUGGUAUUCGGAAUCAGCGCAGGUCUCCAUGUGUGGCAAGCAUUCGUGAGAGCCAGGGCCUGGUUCUUCACGGCCUUUAUUGUUGGCUCCUUCAUGAUGACAUUCGGAUACAUAAGCCGCGCCGUCUCUGCCACAGACCCCAAUAGCCUCGGCCCCUACAUCAGUCAAUCCCUGUUGAUUCUGCUCCCACCCUCACUCUACGCCGCCACUAUUUAUAUGUGCUACGGACGAAUCGUCAGGUGCACCCAACGACCAGAACUUUCUAUAAUCGCUCCGACAAAAGUGACCAAACUCUUUGUGAUUGGGGAUGUCCUCGCCUUCCUCCUACAGUGCAGCGGUGGAGGAAUGAUGGCUAUAAAUGGCCUGGGCAACAUCGGUCAGAAGAUUCUCGUCUUUGGCCUAUUUAUACAACUGCUCUUCUUCGGGUUCUUCUUAUAUGUGUCGGUCAAGUUUUCAUUGCGGAUUCGCAGCAGCCCGACCAGGGUGCCAGGUGGGCCGUGGAGGAAUCUGCUCUACAUCCUCUAUAUCAUGGCUGCCCUCAUCAUCUUCAGAUGUGUUUAUCGAAUUGUUGAGUUUGUGCAAGGACAUGACGGCUACCUUGUUUCGCAUGAGAUUUUUAUGUAUCUGUUCGAUACCAUCCCGAUGCUGCUCGUGCAACUUAUCUUUCACAGGUGGAAGCCGUACAACAUGCUCUCGACGACCGAGACUGAUUUAGGAUGCGGUGAAAGCUACGUUAAUCUCCAGGGGCUACGCUAG
Molecule: messenger RNA, 828 nt
Organism: Aspergillus piperis CBS 112811
Lineage: Eukaryota; Fungi; Ascomycota; Eurotiomycetes; Eurotiales; Aspergillaceae
Product: RTA1 domain-containing protein
Exons: 2
Coding region: 1-828 (275 amino acids)
Cellular component (GO): membrane
Source: RefSeq, a predicted model, not a curated record